GCUCACGACGUCCUGGUAAUGGCACUCCGUCACUCAAGAGCAAAGCUGAAGCUGUGAGCUACGGGCGCUGUGGAGGGUCAAAUCUCGCGGGCUGAUGUGUGCGGAAGUGCUGCUCCAUUAGAUAUUAACAGCUGGAGACGCUUCGUUCCAGGAUCGCUUAAGCGGAUCAUAGAGGGUAAUUAUAGGACCAAAAGUGUACAGAGAUGGACGGUAAUUUGACGCUGAAUUUGGCCAACUUCAGCACUCUCUUCGUGUGUAUGGUGCUGAAGUUCCCGCAGAUAUUCGUGCUGAUGCGGGCCAGAGCGACCGCUGGAGUCAGUCUGAACAGUCUGCUGCUGGAGCUGGUCGGGUUUCUAGUGUUUAUGUCCUAUCAGAUGUACUAUGACUACCCGCCCCUCACAUACCUGGAGUAUCCCAUCCUCAUUGCACAAGAUGUCAUUGUGCUCCUGUUGAUCCUGCACUACAACAGAAACUUGAAGCACAGCCUCAUAUAUGCAGCACUGUUUGUGGGUGGAUGGCAGCUGCUUACAGUACAGAAGUGGGUGAUUGAUCUGGCCAUGAGUCUGUGCACAUUCAUCAGCGCCAGCAGUAAACUGGCACAGCUUCAGUGUCUGUGGCGCUCAAAGGACUCUAGGCAGGUCAGCAGUCUUACCUGGGGUCUGGCCACAUACACAUGCCUGGCACGGAUCUUCACCACCGUCGUCACCACAGGAGACACACAAGUCCUCAUUCGGUUUGUCAUCAUGACCGUUCUGAACUUGUGGGUUACGGUUACAGUGAUCUACUACAAACCCCAUGCAGUAAAACGGGACUAAGACUUCACACUUUACACACAAAAUGUAUUCUCUAGAUGUGGGGUUGGAGUUUUUUUUUAAAGAAAUGAACUGGAAUCAGGUCAGUUGCUAUUGGAUGUAGCACUUUCUAUAUUGCAAUGUAAAAGAUGUUGAGAUAUACUGACUACAGCCAAAAACCUUUUUAUCACAAUGCUUUCCAUAUGAUUUAAUUAGUGCUUGCAAGGCACCAUUCAUACUUUUUUUGCAGAGAAUUUUAAUAUAAGGUGUGCUAAUCUAUUUUUUUGUAAAUUUAGUACUUAAGAAAUUUAUUACAUUUUGAAAAUCUUCAAUUCCAAAUGCAAAAUAAUUUUUGCAUAUUGAAUUGCACUUUUUUUUUUUUUUUUAUAUAAAUCUAUUUGAAUACUGAAUUGUGAUUGGUCUCGUCUUCCUAGCCACCUUGACAUAUCUUAAACUUUAACAUUUUCUACACAUUUAUUUUGUUGCCUUGCAAGCACUGGUAUUUUAUUCAGGACAUGCAAAUCUUGUGUUCUGAGAUGUAGGACAGAGUAGUUUUCUACUCUCAAUUGCUUUGAAUCUCAGACGUGAAUGUUGUGGAACCUAAAUUCAUGAAUUACAUUUGUCAUGUCAGAAGUUUGACCAAAGUAUUAUGAAACAUACAUUCCUAGUAUCCUCCCCUCAUUCUUGCAUUGUUCCUUAGAAUUCCAGUGAGGUUUCUUCCAUGAACUGUUGAUUCAAGUUCCUGCACUUGUACAUGUUACAGAUAUACUGUUAUGGUUUUUUAAGUUAGUAGUUUGGUCAUUUUCUUUUUCUUCACAGAAAGGCAAAUAGUUUGUGACCAGUUUUCAGCUAAAGAACUGUUAAAAUUGAUCAAUGAUAUCAGGCUGCUGAUCAGACUGUUUACUGUAGUUCACACAGGGAUGAUGUUUACAUACACUGAAAUAUGCAAUGUUUUAUAUUGAGCUGUAUUAUAUGCUGAUAUAAUGAAGGCAGGGUUUUCUGAACUGGACACCUUUCAUAUAUUACUGAUGUUGUGUUAAGCUUAUUCACUUUAUAAUAUUAUUGAAGAAGAAAAAACAUAGGACUCUUCUGGUCACUCAGAUCAAGCAAUGUUCAAGUACUAGAUUACUAAGAAAAUGUUCAUGAAGAUUUCAAUAUCUAAAGCACAACGGUCUCUUUCCUAAGUACUUUAAUAGGUCUUUUGUAUUUUAUAAAUCAAUAAACAUUCCUUUUGUGUGGAAA
Messenger RNA from Megalobrama amblycephala (Wuchang bream), 2033 nucleotides. RefSeq names its product solute carrier family 66 member 3 (gene slc66a3). The record is from RefSeq and is a predicted model, not a curated record. Lineage: Eukaryota; Metazoa; Chordata; Actinopteri; Cypriniformes; Xenocyprididae. Bases 204 to 815 code for a protein of 203 amino acids. The transcript has 7 exons.